Haliaeetus leucocephalus (bald eagle) is the source of this 1850-nucleotide messenger RNA. It is a transcript of the gene PCNA, whose product is annotated as proliferating cell nuclear antigen. Bases 66 to 854 code for a protein of 262 amino acids. The record is from RefSeq and is a predicted model, not a curated record. The transcript has 6 exons. Gene Ontology annotation, molecular function: DNA binding; DNA polymerase processivity factor activity. Gene Ontology annotation, cellular component: PCNA complex. Lineage: Eukaryota; Metazoa; Chordata; Aves; Accipitriformes; Accipitridae. Gene Ontology annotation, biological process: leading strand elongation; regulation of DNA replication; mismatch repair.
CGGUAGUCGGUGGCCGGUCGCGCUCCGCGGUUGUUCGUGUGUGGGCGGUCGCUGCUCCCGUGAGGAUGUUCGAGGCGCGGCUGGUGCAGGGCUCGGUGCUCAAGCGGGUGCUGGAGGCUCUCAAGGACCUCAUCACCGAGGCCUGCUGGGACCUGGGCUCGGGCGGCAUCAGCCUGCAGAGCAUGGACUCCUCGCACGUCUCCCUGGUGCAGCUCACGCUGCGAUCCGAGGGCUUCGACACCUACCGCUGCGACCGCAACAUCGCCAUGGGCGUCAACCUCAGCAGCAUGUCCAAAAUACUGAAGUGUGCUGGAAACGAAGACAUCAUAACUCUCCGAGCAGAAGACAACGCAGAUACGUUGGCUCUAGUGUUUGAAGCACCAAAUCAGGAAAAGGUUUCUGAUUAUGAGAUGAAGCUAAUGGAUCUGGAUGUGGAACAGCUUGGAAUUCCAGAACAAGAAUAUAGCUGUGUAGUGAAGAUGCCUUCUGCUGAAUUUGCACGCAUCUGUAGAGAUCUCAGCCACAUUGGUGAUGCAGUUGUCAUCUCCUGUGCAAAAGACGGUGUGAAAUUUUCAUCUAAUGGAGAGCUGGGCAAUGGAAACAUCAAGCUGUCACAGACGAGUAAUGUGGAUAAAGAAGAAGAAGCUGUCACAAUAGAGAUGAAUGAGCCAGUCCAGUUGACCUUUGCUCUGAGGUACCUGAACUUUUUUACCAAAGCCACUCCCCUGUCACCUACGGUAACACUCAGCAUGUCUGCAGAUGUUCCUCUUGUUGUGGAGUACAAGAUUGCUGAUAUGGGACACUUAAAAUACUACCUGGCUCCAAAGAUCGAAGACCAACAAGAAGGCUCUUAAUUGGAAUAGGACUGAGGGGGAGAUCUGGUCAGCUCUUCAGAGGACAACUGACUUUGAGAGGGAAAUGGUGGUGUUAGCAAUUUCAGUGCAGUGGAGCAUUGUAUGAGCACUGUUAGGCAUGUUGUAUAGAUAUCUUUUGUACAUAUUUUUCAACUUACUAUUUUGCUAUACUGGUGUCAUGGAAGUAGAUUUUUAGUCUGUUACUGUACCUCCAAUAAUCUCUUAGAUACUGUCUGGAGGUGAAAUAUCUUACUCCUUUCAACUUGUGUUAGAGAAGGGGUGCAAUAUUUUAACUCGAGUAAAGAUGUUUCCUAGAGUUUCACCUGUGGAACUGUAGUUGACUAGAGUUGCUGUUCAGUUAUGCUGCGAGUUUAUUCGACUAUUUCAUCCAUUUAUUUUUGAAGCUGGUAUUCUAAGUGAAACAUUGAAAAUGGAAAUAAAGAAUAUAAUUUCAUGGGUUUUAUCCUGUUUAAAUGUGGAUGGAUGAAUCGAUGCGCUGUCAAACUAUGCUAAUGUACCCUAGCUCCUUUUUCAAAGGCACUGCACCAGGCAAGCUUGUGGGGUAUUUUUUGCACUGGAGUUACCAGGUUCUGUGUUGAUCCCUUAGAUGUGUUGACAUUGAGGGGUGUGGUUACAGUUUGAAUAACUAAUUGGUCUGUGAUGCUGUUUCCUUUAAGCAGAGGAAGUUUGUGAAACUUUUCCUUAAAAUGCACUAGCUUCAGCAGAUGCCAGAGCUGCCUCUAGCAGGGACUGUUCCUGUAGCUGUCACUCUGGCCCUCGGUGAAGUCUGAGAGUGUGUAGGCACGUGCCCCAGUGUGGCUGUGACAGAAAACCGCUUGGUCUGGUGGCCAUUUGUGUGAACCGUUCCUGGGUGUGGUUCUGUUUCUGGCUGGUUGAUGUUGAGCCACUCCUCAUGUGUUCAUUGAGUGCCUUUGUCCCACACCUUGCAUGCUUCUAUUGAUGUGUAGUGUGCUCACUGUGCUACCAGCAAUUCCU